CCAAGAACAGUGAUAGGCCCUUACUAACACUCUAUGAUAACAGCGGAAAAGCAGGGUAACAUACUCCUCAAGCUGCCAACAAAAUAAAAUACACUGACUAUAAAAUUGUUUAUAGAAUUCCACUAUGACACACGCACUGUGGAUACCUUGGCUAGGCUGGUGUUGACAGAAUAUAGAAGUAAAAGGGAAAACAUGGCCAAUUUAAUGAACUAUUGGAUAGUGUUUUUAUAUUGUUUAAUAACAACACUAAAAAUAUGUACAUCUCAGUCGUGCAUUCAUCUUGUAGCCGGACAAAUGUAUAAUGUGUCGCAAACAUAUUCCAACGUCAAUUCCAAUGUAGAUUUUAAUUUGAUACCUUCAAUUGGAAAUAAAUAUGGGAUAGCGAACUGUUCUGUCACCAAUGUUACCAAUUGUGUCAAUCAUACAACUAAUUUUAAUGCAGUUAUAAAUGGUGAUCACGUACUACUUACUUUUAAAGCAGACAUCUAUAUAAAAGGCAUAGAAGUGAUUCUCGAUUCCCAGCCAGCGAAGAACGUUUGCUUUACCAUCACAGCCAAACUUGAUACUUUUAAGUGCACUAGCAGAGAAAUUGGAUUUCAAAUAUACAUUGUGUGCAUAGCUCCCGAUGUGUAUCCAGGACAACAAAAUGGCGUUUGCACUCUCUAUAAAAAGAAUGCACAAACCGUGAUCUCUAUUAGUAACACCAAUACACCAAAUACUCCAUUGUAUAACUUAAACUGUACGUUUUCUCUGACACAACUAGAUUCAGUAGACAACAGUUAUGUUAUCUCUUUAAAGUAUUUGACAACAACUAAGAAUGAUUCACUAGAUAUCUCCUACACAGAUUUAAAGAUCAAGACUUGGACUAAAGACCAAGGAGUCCUCACUCUGAACCACAGCAUAACUUUAACUUGUGAGACUUCGCUCAUUCCAGCUGACCAAAUCACUAUACAAAGGAGAUAUUUACGUCAGACUCUUAAAACUUCAACCAACGCCUGGAGACUACAGCAUACUAUCAACAUGUUCAAUUGUCAAAAUGUAGAUCAAUAUGUGUGCAUAAUUUCAAACAAAACUGAAACUCGUUCUUCGGAAUUAGCUCUCUACCCUAACUUUGAGUGUGCUCCCCGAGCUGAUCAUCUCAGCCAGGAAAGUCGAACGUUUUCAGUCCAGCAAGGGCACGACUUAUUUUUCUCAAGUGACAUCUUUAGUCUAAACUGCAAGGACUUAGUGUUCUCUAUUUGGUUUGAAGAGCGUGAUCAGGUAUUUUUGGCCAGGACAGAACUGUACACGGUGUCUUGCAAUAACUACUCACUUUUUUAUUGUAGUGCCAAUGUGGCAAUGUAUGCUUUUCGUGAGAGUGAUUACAAAACGUAUAUUCUAAACAUCAAGUAUAGAGGCCUGGAGACCGGGUUACAGUUUACAGUACAACCAACAGGUUCAGAUGUUGAUUAUAAGGAUGCAGUGAUUGGAGUGAGUGUAACAGCCGGUUUCCUGCUUUUAAUUGUCGUUUCGUUAGUGGUGGUGUUAGUGUGUCUAUGGCGGCGACGUGAAAACCCAGGCCGGGCUACUGUUAACAACAGCAGGAAAUCCAGUCAGACCAUUUUAAAACAGGAACUUUACGAUGACAUGAACCAGUCUGAAAACUAUCAUCAUAGCUACGGAGAACAUACGCUACAAAACACGCCAGUUCGUAGACUAAGUAGCAGCGAAGAAGAAAAGUACGAGAUUAUGACGACAGGUCAGCAUCUCCAAGACCAGCAGACAAGGGGCACAACCACAUCACCAUCAAAUUAUAAAUCAAAUAAAGCCUCAGCUGUGACUAAACCGAAAAAUAGGCUUGCCCAGAACUCCAGGACAGAAGAGUUUGCAGGGCCUACAAGGGAACAAGAACUUUAUGGUAACAUUCAGGAUCAUCAACCAGUGUAUGGAAAUAUUGAUCCUCAUUCAUAGACAUCAUUCUCUUAGUUGGCCAGAUUUCUAGUGAUUACACUAAGCUUUCAAUAGCUUUUCACGAUGUUGACAGACUUGCAGUUCAUGAUUUGUGUUAGAAUAAAAAUAAAAAUUGGCUGUAUGUAUAUAUAUAUACAUUAAUUUAUAAUGAUAAAAUAAAUAUUCAUAUU
Messenger RNA from Biomphalaria glabrata, 2120 nucleotides. RefSeq lists its product as uncharacterized. NCBI's taxonomy places the organism in Eukaryota, Metazoa, Mollusca, Gastropoda, Planorbidae. The coding region runs from base 193 to 1950 and encodes 585 amino acids. The transcript has 8 exons. The record is from RefSeq and is a predicted model, not a curated record.